GGUAACAGCACGGUCCCCCCCUGUAACCCCGUCAUGGCAGGUACAUCUUCGCCUUGUCGGCGCAUUCAAAAGCAAUAACGACGCUUUCUAACUAUUACAUACUACGUAGUAUAUUGCAUAGGUAUACCAUCGCAACUCUUUUCCAUCUCCCACCUCGCAUUUCCCCUCAUGUUGCAGGACGAAUUCGCAAUCGCUACUUAAUGCCAUGGAACGGACAGGCUCCGGGUCGCGCGCUCUGUUCCCAAAGGGUCCCAGCUUUACUAUCGACGAUUUCUCUAGCAAGGACUUCAUAGUCCGCGACUUCGUCGAUGAUCUUGCUGAAAGUGCCGUGUCUUUUAAUCGUCGUCCCGGCCAAGCUCAGCAGCCCUUCGAUCCAAAGCCUUUAAUUCGGACGUUUGAGAAUGCUCUGCAGGGUUUAGGUAAUCUAUCCGAAGAGCUACAGGCAAAGGAGUCCGAUCUUUUAUCACAAGCCCGCCGUGGAGAAAUUCAGCAUGAUCAGACGGUUGAUAUUCUCGGUCGCAAGUUAGAGCAGUCCAUCGAUCAGUUCGAAGCCCUAGACCUUACCCUUAAUAACCCGAACGGAAACGAGCGGGGCAGCCGUGGAGAGGCGGGCGGUGGGAAUAUCGCCGUACAGAUUGGAGAGAAGCUGGAGGAGCUGGAUAGGAAACGAAGGCGGGCGCUGGACGCCAACUUUCUAAUACAAUGCUGGCUCCAAGUUAGCGAAACCGGCGAGCUUACGCUGCUACAAGACAUUCAACGUCAAGGCGGCUCCGAGAAUAAAGUGAGAUGUGCCGUGAUUGCGCACCAGCUGAUGCGCAUUAGCCAAAGGCUGGACCCUAUUUCCUGGGGUCAGACGAAUGGAUUCCGGAAUGGAUUCGCCAACGGCGAGAUCGAUGACGAGAGGAGACAUAAUACCCGUGAAAUAUUGGAGAAGUUUUGCGAAACCCUGGAGCAAGAUUUACUGAAGCAGUUUAACAACAGCUACCGUAAGCAAAAUUUUGACGAUAUGAAGGAGUGCGCCAAGGUGUUAUACGACUUCAACGGAGGCGCGAGCGUGAUCGCCGUAUUUGUGAACCAACAUCAGUUCUUCAUCGACAGAGACCAACUUAUCACUGACGAGGUGACGAUGGAUGGAGAGACUUGGGACCAACUGGCAGAUCCCGACUCCGAGCCACCAGGUGUUGAGCCCAGUCUUCAGUCGCUUGUUGACGAGGUUAAAAUCGUUAUGCAAGAGGAAUCGUUUAUUAUCAAACGGGCGUUUCCUUACUACGAAACAGUCCUGAUCAAAUUUAUACAGCGCGUGUUCCAGCAAUCGAUACAACAGCGGCUGGAAUUGGUGUUAGACAAAGCCAAUACCAUUUCAACUUUAGCUUUUCUUCGAUCCCUUCACUCCUCCAGAAGUUACAUCGGUGCCCUGGUAGAGGACUUGAAGGCACAUGGUCUUACGGAACACCCGGAGCCUUGCUCGCCUCAAAUAUCGCAAACGCUAGAUCAACAGAUGGAGGAGCUAUUUGUUCCGUAUAUAGUAGGCAAUUCAUACAUCGAACGCGAGAAGAAGAGCUUGGAAGAACUAUUCAACUCACUGCUCUUCAAGUAUAAUAUUUAUCACUCAAGGAGGAAGAAAGCACCUACGGGGUUUAUGGCUUCAUUAGCCCAGCAGACCAACCAGCUCAUGUCAUCCGCUAAGGACGCAUAUCUGGAGCGGCUUGAGUCAUCCGAUCUUACUGCGACGCAGAAAGCCAUGAUGUUAAGGGUUGCCGGUGUCCAGGAAACUGACAAGAAUAAGAACGAGAUCGAAGUUUCGGAAGCAGAGGGUGUCUUGAGCACGGCCACGGCGAAGAGGAUGCUGACUUGGCUUGCUGAAAGCGUCCGGCGAACACUGGAACUGGGUAGUCCGAGCGAUACUCCAAAAGAUGUCGCUAUACUCCUGAAUCUCCUGCUGACCAACAUGGGUCAAGUCUACGUGGAGACAGCUCUGGAAGCCGCUCUUGAGAAGGCCACCUCUCAAGAAAACGUCAAGACGGAGCCAGAUCUCAGCUAUCUACCUUCAGUCCGCCCCGCCGUAACGAUCGGGAGUAUGAUGAACCGUUUUAUAAAUAUGGUGCUCAUCCGCCUCGCCGAAUCCAACACUACCGUGCGGAGAAGCAUGGAGGCCCAAGCGAAGAUGGGCAUCGAGAGCAUCGAGAAGAAAGCCAGCAGCAUCAUGAAGAGCACGGUCGACGUCAUCGUCAACUGGGUAUCCAAGUCUCUCGCGCAGCAGAAGAAGCUCGACUUCCUGCCCAAGGACGAGCUCGGCAUCAUCGACUCGCUGCAGACGCCGACGUGCACGACGACGUGCGUGUUCCUAUCGCGGUGCACGAAGCUGAUCGCACAGGCGGUCGACGGAGCCAACCUCGAGGUGUUCAGCAGCGAGCUCGCGCUCGAGAUCCAACGCCUGCUCUUGGAGCACUUCAAGAAGUUCAAGGUGAACGCGACGGGCGGCCUCAUGGUCACCAAGGACAUCGCCGGCUACGUUGCCGCCCUCAAGGAGUGGCCCCUCGCCAAGGACGUCGAGGCCGCCGUCGAGAUGCUCACCGAGAUCGGCUACCUGUUUAUCAUCGGCCCCGAGGCCCUCCGCGAGCGCUCCCGCAACCUGGCUUCUUCUUCGUCCGCGGGCCCCGCCGCCGCGGCCGCGAAGAAGCUCGCUAAGGCGGACUUCAAGGCCUUCAUACAGAGCAGGGAUGAUGCGAAGACUGCGGGCGUACAGAGCGUGCUUUCGAGCUUGUAAGAAGAUGAAAGAACGGCUCCUAGGACCUAGGUAUGGUAUGGCAUGGCACGAUAUAGCGAGGGAGAAUGAGAGAAAAACUAGGAGGAAAAAAAAAAAUACACCCGCCGGGUCAUCUAGAGCAGAACAGAAAGGAAGAAAACGAGAGAGAGGAAGGAAACCAACGUGCUGCUUUUUGGGGUCGUUUUGGAUCACGCACGUUUUAGUUAGCAAUGUACAAUUACGAGACCAAUGAUACCAAUGCAAGAAGAGAAGAAUGA
Daldinia caldariorum is the source of this 3024-nucleotide messenger RNA. RefSeq names its product exocyst complex component Sec10. The transcript has 2 exons. The coding region runs from base 206 to 2767 and encodes 853 amino acids. NCBI's taxonomy places the organism in Eukaryota, Fungi, Ascomycota, Sordariomycetes, Xylariales, Hypoxylaceae. The record is from RefSeq and is a predicted model, not a curated record. Gene Ontology annotation, cellular component: cytoplasm; exocyst. Gene Ontology annotation, biological process: Golgi to plasma membrane transport; exocytosis.